Messenger RNA from Lepidothrix coronata (blue-crowned manakin), 2200 nucleotides. RefSeq names its product zinc finger protein 395 (gene ZNF395). The coding region runs from base 749 to 2014 and encodes 421 amino acids. Gene Ontology annotation, molecular function: RNA polymerase II cis-regulatory region sequence-specific DNA binding; DNA-binding transcription factor activity. Gene Ontology annotation, biological process: regulation of transcription by RNA polymerase II. Lineage: Eukaryota; Metazoa; Chordata; Aves; Passeriformes; Pipridae. The transcript is spliced from 4 exons. Gene Ontology annotation, cellular component: nucleus. The record is from RefSeq and is a predicted model, not a curated record.
AAGCGCCGGGUCCUGCAGGUUUGGCCACGACAACCCCCCUGCGGUGCUACGGGUCGGGCACAGAGUGGCUGGAGAGCAGCCAGGCAGAGAGGGACCUGGGGGUUUGGAUCGACAGGAAGCUGAACAGGAGCCAGCAGUGUGCCCGGGCGGCCUGGGCCUGGAUCAGGAACAGCGUGGCCGGCAGGACUUAGGGAAGUGGUUCUUCCCCUGCUCUUGGCGCUGGUGAGGCCUUGCCGUGGGUGCCGUGUCCAGUUCUGGGCCCCUGAAUCCAGGAAGGACGUUGAGGGGCUGGAGCGUGUUCAGAGAAGGGCGGUGGAGCUGGCGAAGAGUCUGGAGCACAAGUCCUGUGCGGAGCAGCCGAGGUGACUGGGGCUGUUCAUCCCGGAGAGGAGGAGGCUCAGGGGAGACGGGAAGGGAGGUCGUAGCCAGAUGACCGUCGGUCUCUUGUCCCAGGCAACGAGCAGUAGGACAAGAGGACACAGUCUUAAGUUUAGGUCGGACAUCAGGAAGAAGUUCUUCACGGGAAGAGUGAUCGGGCACUGGAAUGGGCUGCUCAGGGAGGUGGUGGGGUCACCACCGUUCCUGGAGAUGUUUAAGGGAAGACUGGAUGUGGCACCGAGUGCCACGGUCUAGUUGGCAAGGCGGUGUUCGGUCGUAGGUCGGACUCGACGAUCUCGGAGGUCUUUUCCCGGCCCGGUUGAUUCCGUGGUUCCGUGACGUUCCCCCGUGUUCCUCUCCCCGCAGUGCCAUGGCGACCGCGCUGUCCCGGCGCCUGGGGAAGCGCUCCCUGCUCGGCACCCGCGUCCCCGCCGACGGGAUGCAGAUCCCGGGGUUGCAGCCCGAGCCGGGCCGGGCUCCUGCCGCCCCCGAGGACGGAUCCUGCGCGCUCUCCGUGGAGGAGAACGGCCGGGCUCCCGGAUUCUCCGGCCUCCGGCAGCUCCACUCCGGGCAGCAGGUCCUCGUCACCUCCAACGGGCAGGAAUGUGAGCAGGGGAAGGUGCUGCUGCCAGAGCAGGGCUCGCAGGGCUGCUGGAGGGUGCAGGACACGCUCCAACCUCCCGCCGGGAUCCUGCAGAGAUCCGUGUCCAGCAGCAUCGACGUUCCCAAGAGGUCCGUGCCUUCUCCCGGCGGGAUCGCUCGGGCGGGAGAGGGGGCUCCCGUUUUCCGCCGGCGGGGAGCGGCGAUGCCACGGAUGUCCUCCCGGGCAUCCUGCGAUCCCUGGAAGGAGAGCGGGGACGUCUCGGACAGCGGGAGCAGCACCACGAGCGGGCACUGGAGCGGGGCCAGCGACAUCUCGACGCCCUCGCCCCCGCACCCCGCCGGCAGCCCCAAAUACUCGGGCGAGGCCCUGAGCUCCCCCCGGGCCGACGACGGCUUCGAGACCGACUCCGACCCCUUUCUCCCGGAGGAACCCGCCCCCCGCAAGAGGAAGAGUGCUGCUGUCAUGCUUUGGAGCUUGGGAUUGCAGCUGGGAAGGGGCAGAUCCAUCCCCAAAAAAGCAGGGACACGGAGACACCUUUUCACCACCACCCCCUUCUUUUUUUGUUCCAGGGACGGCGCCGACUCGGAGCAGCGGAAGCGGGAGGAGGAUUUUUACUACACCGAGGUGCAGGUGAAGGAAGACCCAACCCCAGAGGUGGCCACCACCACCACCACCACCGCCACCACCCCCAGCCCCAUGGCCACCUCGGCCCCCAUCAUCAUCCAGCAGGCCCUGGCGCGGCCGGAGCCGCUCCUGCUGGAGCAGCCGGGGCUGGAACCCGCCCUGGCCGGCGCCGCCCUCAGCCAGUCGGCCCCCGGCUCCUUCUGGCACAUCCAGGCGGAUCACGCCUACCAGGUGAGCCGGGAUCGCCUCCCCGGGCCCUCGGGAUCGCCCCCGGGAAUCUCUGGAAGGGCAGAGGGUCGUGGCGAGGUUGGCUCCGCGAAUCCCGCGGCGGGAGGGACGCGCUGUCGGCCCCGGAGCGGUUUCCCUGCGGCCCUUGGGCAACCAGCUUCCCUAAAACCUGGUUUUUAGGGAUUUGGGUGCUUGCUCCUGGCUGGAGGGAUGUCCUGUUAUCCCUGGAGAGGUUUCCCUUCAGCCCUUGGGCAACCAGCUUCCCUAAAACCUGGUUUUUAGGGAUUUGGGUGCCUGUUCCUGGCUGGAGGGACAUCCCGUUGUCCCCCCUGAAGCUCCAAGAGGUUUCCCUUCAGCCCUUGGGCA